CGCAAGGCCGAGUGAGCGGAAUGGAGGUCCGCGGCGAGCCCCAGGCCGGCGCCAGCUGCUCGUCGUGCCCCCGGGGACGCUCGGCGGGCCCGGUGUCCAAGGAGCUGCUGACGGCCGGGAGCGACGGCCGCGGAGGUAUAUGGGACAGGUUACUCAUCCAGCCCAAGCCUAACUGCAGAAAAAAUGCCACUCUUCAAACAGUUCGGGUAGAGAGGAGUCCCUUGUUGGACCAAGUGCAGACCUUUCUCCCACAGAUGGCUCAGGCAAAUGAAAAGCUUAGAAAAGAAAUGGCAGCUGCAUCACCUGGUCGUUUCAAUAUUGAGGAUAUUGAUGGGGCUCUUGGAAAAGUCAUACAAAUGGAUGUGGCCUUGUUUGAGAUGAAUCAAUCCAAUUCCAAAGAAGAGGACAGUUCAGAAGAGAGUUUGCAAGACAGCUCGGAGGACGACAGCUCAGAAUCUGAGGAGGAAGAUGAUAGCACCGCUUCUGAAGUCACCAUAGAUAACAUUAAGCUUCCUCAUUCAGAAGAUGGAAAAGGCAAGAUUGAGGUUUUGGACAGCCCAUCCAGUAAAAAAAUAGAAAUAGUAAAAUAAAUGGUCUCAGACACA
Molecule: messenger RNA, 605 nt
Organism: Nyctereutes procyonoides (raccoon dog)
Lineage: Eukaryota; Metazoa; Chordata; Mammalia; Carnivora; Canidae
Product: NOP protein chaperone 1-like
Biological process (GO): box C/D snoRNP assembly
Molecular function (GO): box C/D methylation guide snoRNP complex binding
Source: RefSeq, a predicted model, not a curated record